AUGCCUGCCGAACAACUCAAGGGCUCGAAAACCGGUGUUUUUUCUGCGUCCUUCACGGACGACUGGUCAAGGAUGCUCUCGCAGGAUCCCGACAAUGUCGAACGGACCGCUGCUACAGGCACCGCGGCGUCGCUCAUUUCCAACCGUGUGAGCUGGUAUUUUGACUUGAGAGGUCCUAGUGUCCACAUCGACACGGCCUGUUCCAGCAGUCUCUUCGCCGUCGAUAUGGCAUGCCAGUCUCUGCGGGCCGGCGAAUGCUCAACUGCCCUAGUUACCGGCUCCAGUCUGAUCCUUACCCCUACCUUCACCCACUUCCUGUCAAAUCUCGGUUUCUUAUCCCCGGACAGCAAGUGUUGGGCAUUUGACCACCGCGCCAACGGCUAUGCUCGGGGCGAAGGCUUCAUCGCACUGCUGCUGAAGCCAGUUGCAGCGGCUCUGCGAGAUGGUGACAUGAUUCGCUCCGUUAUUCGGGCUUCUGGUUCAAACCAGGACGGACAAACACCGUCAAUGACACAGCCUAGCCCAAGGGCUCAAGAGGAGUUGAUACGCCAUGUAUAUCAACAGGCAAAGCUAUCCUUUGACAAAACCCGUUACGUAGAGGCACAUGGCACCGGAACACCUGUUGGUGACCCAAUCGAGGUGAAAGCAAUAGGAAGUGUCUUCAGGGGCUCUCGAUCCACUACAGAGCCCCUGUACAUUGGCUCCGUAAAAACCAACAUUGGUCACCUCGAAGGGAGCAGUGGACUGGCCGGUGUUGUCAAAGCCAUCAUAUCCCUGGAGAAAGGCAUCAUUCCACCUCAUGCGCUUUACGAGAAGAUCAACCCGGACAUCGACGCCGAGUUUUACAAUAUUGCGAUCCCGACUGAGGAAGUCGCCUGGCCGAGCCGGGAUUUGCGACGCAUAUCCGUGAAUUCGUUCGGUUUCGGAGGCACAAACACUCACGUUGUCCUCGAUGAUGCGUACCACUACUUACAAGAAAGGGGUCUUGUGGGCAAUCAUUGCACAGAAGCCCCUGUUAGUGCCGAACUGGGCGGUCUUCAUAUCAAAAUCGGCGUCAACAGCACCGGAAUAUUAAAUGGUGCUACAACUGGUAACGUGAAAAACGGAGUCAUUACGAACGGCACAACAAACGGGGCCAAUGGAUAUGUUAAAGGACACAGCGACAGCCUCAAUGGCAUCAAGGGGCCAGUUCCAGGCAAGUCUCGUCUACUUGUCUGGUCUGCUGCAGACGAGAAGGCAGUCAAGCGCACAGUCGAGCAGCAACAGCCCUUCUACAGAGAUCAUGUGGCGGGCAGCCUCACCAAGCUCGACCAGUUCGCCUACACCCUAGCCAACCGGCGAAGCCGAAUGCUAUGGCGGACGUCAGCCAUCAUCACAGAGGGGCCAGCCGACGCAGGAAGCCUACCUAUAGCAAAGCCAGUACGCAGCUCUGGAGAAGUCGGCCUUGGCUUCAUAUUUACUGGUCAAGGUGCGCAGUAUGCGGAGAUGGGAUGGGAUCUCAUUCAGCAAUAUCCACUCUUCGCGGAAAUUCUAGAGCGUAUCAACAAAAUUUACCGCAAGCUCGGCUGCGAAUGGGAAGUACUUGAUGAACUUCAGAAUGGGGAAAACAUCGAUCGCCCCGAGUACAGUCAGCCGCUUUCCACUGCGGUGCAGCUGGCUUUGAUCGAGCUCCUAAGGAGCUUCGAGAUUACACCAAAAGCAGUCAUCGGACACUCGUCUGGUGAAAUUGCUGCUGCGUACGCCAUUGGUGCCUUGUCACUAGAGUCAGCCUGCAAGGUCUCGUAUUUCCGCGGCCAGUUGGCUGGAAAACUGCGAGUUUCCAGUUCUCCAGCCGGCGCCAUGAUUUCGAUUGACCUUGCCGAGGACGCAGUCCCACCCUACCUGGAGAGAAUCAAUGCUGAAGGCGUCAGUAUUGCUUGCAUCAACAGCCCUCUGAACUGCACUUUGUCCGGUCCGGAGAGUGUCAUAGAUGCCAUUAAGAAGCAGGCAGAUGAAGACUCCAUAUUUGCUCAGAAGUUGAAGACAGGCGUUGCAUACCACUCGCCAGCCAUGCUUUCUAUCGCAGAGAACUACAGACAACGGAUAGAAGGUCUUGAAGCUGCCAAGAAGCCUUUCAAUAUUCCCAUGAUUUCGACUGUGACUGGAAAGACCGUCCGUCGUAAUGUUCUGGCCUCAGCACAGUAUUGGAUAGAUAAUAUGGUGUCACCGGUUCGAUUUGCUGACGCAGUUCAUGCAUUGACCCGGCAAUCCUCGACCUGGAAGGCCGGUUUCCUCGGCAGCAUUACGGACUUUGUCGAGAUCGGACCUACCGCGGCACUGCGCCGCCCUGUCAAUGACAUAGUAGCUCAAGCAGGGCCUCGUGCGAAGAAGAUUCGGUACUCGAGUGUUUUAUACAGAAAGCGAUCCGCCGUCGACACUACGCUAGAGCUUGCCGGCCAAUUAUUUGCAUACGGACACCAGGUGUCUAUCACCGCCGUGAACCAACUGAGCAGCGACAUGCCCUUCCUCGUUGACUGCCCCGAGUAUCCGUUUGACCAUUCCAAAAAGUACUGGGCGGAAUCCCGAAUAAGUCGCGACUACAGAUUGCGUGGCAACGUAUCUGGCGAGACAUUGGGGAUGCGAGCAGCGGACUGGAAUCCUCUUGAGCCGAGAUGGAGAAACUUUCUCAGUGUCGAGUCUGAGCCAUGGAUAGCGGACCACAACAUAAGCAACACCGUGAUUUACCCCGCGGCAGGGAUGCUGGUCAUGGCCAUGGAGGCAGCAUUACAAAUGGUUCCUCCUAACCGAACAAUCGCUGGAUACUCCGUCAAGGAAGCGCACUUUAUGAACCCUAUAGUCGUCGGCGAAGCCUGGGAAAACAGGACAGAGACAGUGGUUGAGCUUCGGCCAUUGCAAAAGUCGUACGAGAAAGACUCGACCUGGUCCGAUGUCCGAGUCUUCUGUUAUCGCAACAAAGAAUGGUCUGAGUGUUUUAGGACACAAAUUCAGGUUCAGUACAAGGAGGAUUUGUCUCAACCUGACGUACAGAAGGAAAAAACCCUGUUUGAAGAAGAGGUUCUGCGCCGAUACGAACAAGUCGUUGACAUUUGUACGAGGCCCGUGGACUCACAUGUGUUCUACCGCAACGCCGCCGACCACGGCUUGCAAUACGGUGACUGGUUCCGGCUACUAGAAGACCUUCACUGGGAUGGAAAGGAGAAUGCCGUCGCCCGCAUCGACGUGUGCAAGCCGCAGUUCAGCACGACGAGCCUCGUACAUCCCGCAGUCUUGGAUACGGUGUUCCACAUGCUUAGAGCCAGCUCUCAGGCCUUGGGCUCGGCUGCUGCCACCAACGUCCCCGUCAAGAUGAUCAAUGCCUGGUUCUCAGCAUCGGGCUGGCAGAGCCCGCAAACCAGAUCCCUACGCUGUUGGGGAGCGGCAAACGUGGGACAGGACGCUGGCGAGGAUGGCAGCCUUUAUGCUCUAGGCGACAACGGAGAACUUUUGAUGUCUAUCGAACACAUGGUCACAGUUUCGGUCUCCAGGCUAGAUGAAAGCGAUGCGCCAGCAAGAAAACUCCUGCACAGCGCUCAGUGGAAACCGCAGUUGAGUCUUUUAGACCCGAAGCAGCUAUCUCAGGCAUGCGUCACAAGUCGCGUCGUAAAGGAUGAUGCGUCUGCCCUCGCUCACCAUGUGGAGAUCACUUCAGUCAUGAACCUGGCACUAUCCAGAGUCCUAAGAGGGAUGACUGCAGCAGACUAUGAGAAAGUCCCUGCGUCCCUUCAACGGCACAUUGAGUGGAUUAAGCACCAUGUCAGCAUGCUGCAGCCGGCUGAGAGGGACGACCCAGACGCCCCUGUGACUGACGAAGACCUUGAACAGCGUCUCCAACAUAUCGAGGUCAUUCAUCCAUCAUGGAGGCUGCACACUAACGUAGUGCGUGAGCUGAAGAACAUUCUGAUUGGCGAGAAGGAUCCUCUCGAGGUUAUUUUUGACUCGGAUCUCGCCGACGUCUUCUACGCCGACAUGUUCUCCCAGAUUUGCGAUGUGCGGCUACGCAAUUUCCUCGAGUUGGCUUCUCACGAGAAUCCCAACCUGCGAAUCCUCGAAGUCGGUGCUGGCACCGGUGGCUUCACCGGUCAUGUCCUGGGAGCAUUGCAAUCACUUGAAAAGGAGUCGGGUGGGCUGAAGCUGGCUGAGUAUACAUACACUGAUAUUUCGCCAAUGUUCUUCGAUCGUGCUCGCGAGCGCUGGAAGGCGCUCGAAGGUCGUAUAAACUUUAGAACUCUGGAUCUGGAGCGGACACUCGAAAGCCAGGGAUUCGAAGUUGGAUCUUACGACCUCGUCGUAGCUGGGAGUGUGUUGCACGCCACAGCAGACCUGGUAUGCACCAUGAAGAAUGUGCGAACCGCACUCAAACCAGGUGGUAGGGCAUUGAUCCUCGAGGUGAUUGCACCAGAAGAUGUCGCAGUAAACUUCUCGUUCGGCCUUGUUCCGGGGUGGUGGCUUGCGCGUGAGGAAUGGCGCAAGAUGUCUCCGCUGCUGAACGAAGAGCAGUGGAAUACCUGCUUGCAAAAGAGCGGAUACUCUGGUAAUGAUCUUGUGCUCAGGGAUCACGAUGAAGACGGGUGUCACAUUUGCAGCAUUAUAGUCUCGACGGCCACGGAAGAAGCAAAGCCGCCUACGAAUUCUAACCAUACGAGGAUUUUCUUGGUUAUCGAUGAGAUCUCCGAAAAGCAAGCUGAGCUUGCAAGCCUCAUCUCAAAGUAUAUAAGUGAGAGCUGGACUGGACAUCAAAGCAGCGUUUGGUCCCUGCGAGACUUCGAGACUGGCAGUCAGACCCCAGAAGAUGUCGUCAUUUGUCUGGCAAGCCUCGACACCCCUUUCCUGCUCGAUAUGACCCAGAACAAACUCUCCUGGCUACAAAGUCUCAUGCGCAAUACAAAGAAGUUGCUUUGGAUAACAGCAUCGGACGUGGGUGAUUUCAGAUUACCCUUUUAUGAUCAGGCGCAAGGCUUCUUCCGCUCUUUGCGACUUGAGGCAGCCGACAGCCAAAUCGUUACACUGGCAAUCGAGUCUCAGGGGGUGACUAACGUGAAAAGUUUUGCACCACUUGUGAAAAAGGUUCUCCAAGUAUCUUUCCUCGACUCCUCUUCUGAUGAGCUCGAGUACGUGGUGCGCAACAAUCUCCUCGGGACCUGUAGGGCAGCCGAGAACAUCAAUGGCAACGCCGCACUUGACGCCCUCCUCCGUCCACGACUCCAUCACAAGACCUGGUCCUCGGGACCAGCACUUUCGCUCUCAAUUAAGACAGCCGGAACGCUCGACUCGCUAUGUUUCAUUGAAGAUACUACGUACGGCACGGAGCUUGCAGCAGAUCAGAUCGAGAUCGAAGCCAAGGCCUGGGGAGUGAACUUUCGCGACAUCUUACAGGCGCUAGGCCGCCUGGAUGAAAAGACGUUUGGCGCGGAUUGCGCCGGUGUUGUCACGAGAGUUGGAAGUGCCUGUGACGGUUCGAUCCAGGUCGGUGACCGGGUUUGCAUGAUGUUGCCGGGCUGCAUGCGCCGAUAUCCGCGCGCACCCGCGACAUCUGUGAUCAAGAUCCCCAGAAACGAUAUGACUUUUGCAGCUGCGGCUGCUUGUCUUACUCCAGGCAUGACAGCAUACCACGCGCUCGUCAACGUUGCGCGGAUCUCAAAGGGGGAGACGAUACUCAUCCAUUCAGCAGCGGGCGGCACUGGGCAGAUGGCUGUGGCCAUUGCUAAGAUGCGAGGGGCGGUUGUAUAUGCAACUGUUGGAAGUGAAAAGAAGAAGAGGUUCCUGGCAGACGUUUUGGGGAUUCAAGAGGGCCAUAUCUUCCACAGCCGCAACACAUCAUUCUCCAAGGGCGUCAUGCGUGUUACAGAGGGGCGCGGUGUCGACGUCGUGCUCAACUCACUGUCCGGCGACAGUCUCCGAGCUUCUUGGGAAUGUAUGGCACGCUGCGGACGUUUUGUUGAGAUUGGAAAAGCCGACAUACUGGCUAACUCUGGGCUGCCUAUGUCGGUGUUCUCAAGGAACGUAAGCUUCUCGGCAGUAGACUUGCGCGAGAUCAUCGGGGAAGACCCCCAGCUUACUGCUGAGCUGCUGCAGAAUACUAUACAUCUGGUCUCUACCACGGGUGCUUCUCCGUCUCCGGUUCAAUCAUUCCCUGCCUCUCAAAUUGAACAAGCCUUCCGGACACUUCAAAAUGGCACAAAUAUUGGCCGUAUAGUGAUUGAGCCUUCUCCAGACGAUGUUGUUCCUCAAUAUCUCCUAGAUCAAAGACCUUGGAAAUUUGACAGCAACGCAUCAUACCUCAUUGCGGGAGGCUCUGGAGGCAUAGGCCGUGCUCUCAUAUCAUGGAUGGUAGACCGCGGGGCCAAGUUCUUGAUUGUGCCAUCGAGGUCUGGAGCUUCGUCGAAGGCGGCGGCAAAUCUCUUUGCUGAAUUUCAAGCUCGAGGAGUUUGCAUUGUCGCACCCAAGUGUGAUGUGGCCUCAAAGACCGCAUUGUCAGAUGCGCUCGAGGAUUGUUCGCGUACAAUGCCCCCUAUCAAAGGCUGUAUCGACGCGGCAUUGGUCCUGCAGGAUGCCAUGUUCGAGAACGUAACUUUGGAUCAAUGGGACCUUGCUGUCAAGGCAAAGGUGGACACGGCAUGGAAUCUGCACUGCCUUCUUCCCAAAGACCUAGAUUUCUUCAUCUUGCUUUCUUCUCUCGCUGGCAUUGUCGGCCAGAUGGCGACGGCCAACUAUGCCGGAGGCUGUACCUUUCAAGAUUCCCUGGCGCGCUACCGUGUCGCGCAUGGACAAAAGGCGGUUUCCCUCGACAUUGGUUGGAUGCGAGAUAUUGGCAUCGUCGCCGAAACAGCCGCGUUCCAGCGCCAGCGUCUUGCUACAGAGGACAUGCAACAGAUUGACGGUCGCGAUCUCAUGGCACUGAUGACUCUUUGCUGCGAUCCUGCAGCCCCUCUAAUGACCCCAGAACAGAGCCAAAUGCUUGUGGGGUUGCUGACACCGGCAGACUUCCUUGCCAGGGGACAGACACCUCCGGCUUUGUUAGACCGACCUCUGUUCGCCACCUUUUCACGCGUGGUGGGCGCCCAGUCAGGUUCCAGUGCUGGUCAAACUGCGGAUCCGGCCGCACUGUUCCGAGCCGCUGCCGACGCUGAAGAGAAGGUCCAGGUCGUCAUCAACUCGCUGGUGGCCAAGCUGGCUCGUGCCAUGUCCAUCUCUCCUGCAGACGUGGAGCACUCUAAACCACUUUCGAACUAUGGUGUCGAUUCUCUGAUGGCGGUUGAGCUUCGUAACUGGAUCAGACGAGAUUUUGCUGUGCCCUUGGCUGUCUUUGAUAUCAUGGGAGGUGUACCCAUCUCGGCAGUGGGAGAGUUGGUGGUUGCCAGGAGUACUCUUUCCCAAUAG
Molecule: messenger RNA, 7416 nt
Organism: Colletotrichum truncatum
Lineage: Eukaryota; Fungi; Ascomycota; Sordariomycetes; Glomerellales; Glomerellaceae
Product: polyketide synthase
Biological process (GO): fatty acid biosynthetic process; secondary metabolite biosynthetic process
Molecular function (GO): 3-oxoacyl-[acyl-carrier-protein] synthase activity; fatty acid synthase activity
Source: RefSeq, a predicted model, not a curated record